Messenger RNA from Oncorhynchus kisutch (coho salmon), 5098 nucleotides. RefSeq lists its product as uncharacterized. The transcript is spliced from 3 exons. The record is from RefSeq and is a predicted model, not a curated record. The coding region runs from base 1139 to 2194 and encodes 351 amino acids. NCBI's taxonomy places the organism in Eukaryota, Metazoa, Chordata, Actinopteri, Salmoniformes, Salmonidae.
UCUGGACAGAUCUCAGUCCUGCAUUCUGAAACUCACAGGGUUAUAAACACUCCCAGAGCACUGAAGCAUGAGCUGCCAAUGCAAAGCACCUUCUCUAUGGAAACACCCUUCCUCAGGACAGAUGAUGAAACUGUUACUGCAACACAAUAAUAAUAUUAAACAUGGAAGGAAAUAGCUGACUAAAUCUGUGGAAGGACUUGACCAUAGUAUUUAGUUACAUGACAUUUCCACGACAUUUGGAGAUGGGGAUGGGAUGUGAAUCUUCACUCGGUGACCGCUCCUGACGACCUAGGUAAUCGUGCACAAGGGAUCCCUCAAACUCGGGAUCUCAGGGAGACCACACUUCGGGAACGGAGCAGAUGGACCAACCUAAGAUCGGAGAGGCAGCGAGCCGAGUGGAUACCACAUCCCGAACAUAGUAAAAAAUAAAAAAAAUAAAAAAAGAGGUGAGAUGAGCAAACCACAUUUGAAGUUGAGUUGGAUCGGACUUAGAGCUUGGUGAAGCCCUAGUGGAAGAAGGACCUCAUUCUGUGUAUCUGUGUGAUUGUCUAAGUGACUCUCAGAGGUGGUGAAUUCCAAUUAUUUUAAAUGUGCUAGCCAGGUAUGCCCUGGGUUACUCUGUGUGAGUAUUUUGUAAGAGCGUUCUGUGUGGGCGCGGUAGGUUGACUCUGUGUGGGUUACCUUUUUAUGUUCUGAUGUUUUGUGUGGACAUCUGACCAGUUCUGUGUGAGCAUCUGACCAAUCCUGUGUGGGUGAUCAGUAAAAUUCUGUGUGAAGUACUUAAGGAAUUCCUGUUGUAAUUUUUUUUCUCUCCCUGUGUGUGUGUGUGUGUGUGUGUGUGUGUGUGUGUGAGAGAGAGAGUGGGAGUGAGAUUGUGUGUGUGUGUGUGUGUGUGUGUGUGUGUGUGUGUGUGUGUGUGUGUGUGUGUGUGUGUGUGUGUGUGUGUGUGUGUGUGUGUGUGUGUGUGUGUGUGUGUGUGUGUGUGUGUGUGUGUGUGUGUGUGUGUGUGUGUGUGUGUGUGUGUGUGUGUGUGUGUGUGUGUGUGUGUGUGUGUGUGUGUGUGUGUGUGUGUGUGUGUGUGUGUGUGUGUGUGUGUGUGUGUGUGUGUGUGUGUGUGUGUGUGAGAGACUAAGGAGCCAUGGGCGCGCGCGAGUGCAAAGAACCAGAUAUUCCGGACCCUCCUACUGGAGCCUUGAAGGUUAUGGUAGAUAAAUGGGGUAGGGAUAUUCUGGAACAGGUACUUCUAUGGCAUAGAGAGGGUGGUUUUCCUUUGACAGGGACACUAAGUGUGACGCUGUUAGAUGAGGUAAGACAGAGAUUGGUAGAGAAGGAAGGUAAACUAGGAAAAAAGGAUCAAAUUGACUGGGUGAAAUUCAGGAAAUGGGAAAGGGAAGCUGACAAACGGAAGAAAAGACAGGACACAUUUCGGGGAAAACCCUGUCAGAAUAUGGUAGUUCAGACUGAGGAAGGAGAAAAGAAGGGGAAAGAUGAAACAGUGAGAAGGAAUAGGAAGGAUGAUGAUGACAGAGACUGUUCCCCUCCCUACUGUACUCCUCAAACUCUACCCAGUGUUGCCGGACCUCCCUCCUCCUCAGGCGCCUCCCGCGGAUCCGCUGGAUGCAAGACCACUACAACGCCACCCCCUGUCUCUCCCAACACCACGGUGAUUGAUCGUCUGGCACGGAGCCUGGCUGAAGUCCUGACAGGAUCUGGAGUGACUCCGGCCAGUCUCACUGGAGGUGCAGUGGGGGGAGCACGCCAGCAGGGUAAAAAGAUCAACAAUCCUUUUCUCAAGGCUCCUCCACUCAGCUCCAGUGAGGAAAGUGAGGACGGAGGGGCACCCCAGCUGACUCCCCCGUUGAAGGACCGUCUACGGACCAGGACGGAGAGGCGUGUCUCUACCCCCUUCCCAUACGACCCAGCAUCAGACAUGUAUCAUCAAUACCCUCUGAUGGCCUGUCCUAACCCUCAGCCUCAACCUGAUGAUGCUAAUGCUGCUGCCGCCGCAGCAUGGAACCCCAUUGUGUAUGUCCAGAGGACGUGGAGACAAGAUGAAAUCAAAGACAUUGUAGAGGACCUACCAGACCCAAGUAAGGACGCUGUGAAAUAUUCAGCAGAGAUGAGGGUAUUAGUGGGUCAGUACAAACCAUCUGCUGCUGAGAUAGCCCAUAUCUGUAAAAAGAAACUGGUCUGACAACGGGCCUGGAGAAAGCUGUGAGGACUACCUGCAUCAGUUGGGAGACUGAGCCAUUAGCAACGGUGGUACAGCACUGCAAGCAUGCUGAGAGACAACAAAGUACUCAGAAGGAAGAAAAAAUAAAGGAAGAAAAAGUAAAGACACAGAAACUACAGGCUGCCCAGAUGACGUUUUACCAGGGAGCAGCCCCAACAGGGACAGGACGAGGGGGUGGAGUGCGCAGGUGCUACAACAGUGGGAAGCCGGGUCAUUUUGCUGCUGACUGCUCUGAGCCAACGAAUCCACAGAGGAACAAAGACAGGGGCGGACCGAGAAGAGGGGCCCGAGAGGAGGGGGCAAGAAGAGGAGGAAAAGGAGCACAUGCAUGGACAGCCCCAUUCCAACAACAGCCGUGGCAGCCACCUCCCAAGCAAUGGCAGGUCGGGCCACCACACGGGGUCCAGCAACAGCAACAGUGGGGACCACAAGGAGUCCCUCCAGGCAGAGGACAAACUGGAGCCUGGCAGACGGGGCCGCCGGCACAGACGACCCUGUACAAUCCAGGACAGGGACAGGAGGAGGAGUAUUGACAUGAUGAGAAGACAGGGACAGUUGUGCUAAAAUCCUCAGAGCAACAAGAGCAUUUGUUUUUAAAGUGUCACACCCUUCCGAGAGUAGAGCCAACAGUGGAGGCUUGCGUCAAUGGGUGAAAGCGGCUCUACCCCAGCCACUGGUGGGGAUCCUGCACAAACUGCAACCAGGUGACUGGGUGGUGGUGAAAGACCUGAGGCGAAAGCAUUGGAACCAGCAGAGGUGGACUGGACCAUACCAGGUGAUGCUGAUUACCCCCACUGCUGUUCGCGUAGCUGAGAGGUCUACUUGGAUCCACACCAAUCACUGCAGGAAGGUGCCAUACUGCCCACCAGACCCUAAGGAUGGAGGACCAGAGACGCCGGAAGUCACCGACUAGAUGGGAGGAUCAGGCCCAGACUCUACGCAUCAUGUUUCUUGCUCUGGUCUUGAGCCUUCUCAUUACAGUUGCCAUAUGGACAGUGACUCAAGGACAACCGGUCCUGGAAAGACAACAUGGUACGGACUCGACUGAUAACCGUUCAGUCCCACUGCAGGACUUAAAUAACAGCCACUCCAGCUCGAGCCAACGGCAGGCUCAGGACAGGAGUCCAGCAAACAAUAGCCGCUCCCAUAUCGAAAGAAGAAGAAGGUCAAUGCAUCCACUGGAUGAGCAUCACAGUAGGAAUCACGAAGGAAACACUUGGUGGUCACUGCUUAACUAUACAGUAAAGACUGAACUGAUGUUAGGAAAUAUCUCCUGUUAUGUAUGUAGCUUGUUUCCACAUUCAGCGAUCUCCCCAUUCUUACAGUAUUCAGUAGAGGUCAGCAUUAAAGACACUCUAUGUGCACUAGAGGCGCUCUUGUCCAAUGAGAACACAUGGGGUCAACCUUCACUAGGUAGAACACUGAGGGAUAAAUGCAUUAAUGGUAAUUUGUCAUCAACAAAAGAUUUACGGGGGGGAUUUGAUUGUUCACAUUGGUGUAGUAGAAUAAUCUUAGAACCUAGAUCCCGUGUACCAGAACCUAUUAAAGUCCAACCCCGGCGAACCCCAUUUAGGACCUGUCAUUGUCACAAUCCAAGCAAUAUUUCCAUGCCACAAUUGAAUGAAUCCUAUCUGGGAAUGUCAACAUGUGUCAAUUAUAGUGUUUUCCCAAUAGGAUGUAGCUGGAAGAAGGGAACAUGCAGCUCUGGAUACCCCAUUAGAUUGAGGGUGGGACACACCAUUAUUGAUGCUGAAACUGACAAUCGUUCUCCUCAUCAAUUUGGCUCGGCAACAUUUACUGAUCAUUAUUGGAUUUGUGGUGAUAAAGCUUAUCUCUACCUACCCACAAAUUGGACAGGGUGCUGUAUUUUUGGUAAACUAAACAUCUCCCUUGUGGUAAUGCAUAAAACUAAUUCCUCUAUUCCAAGCAGGUUAAGACUAAUUAAGAGGGACAUCUCACAAUACAAUAAUGUCCUUAGUGACUCUCGACGAUCCUCGAAAUUGGAAAAGUUCUGGCGUGGUUUAAUCCCCUGGUAUGGGGCAUCGGAGAAUGCACAUGAGUUGGAUAGGCUAGGAUAUCAUUUGGAAUCCCUGGUAAAUUUGACCACUGCAGGGUUUCCUAUGAUAAGACCAGAAUUACAAGCCACUCAACUCAUGGCAACACAAAAUAGGGUGGCACUUGACAUGUUGCUAGCACGUGAAGGAGGGGUGUGUCAAAUUAUAGGAGAUCACUGUUGUACAUUUAUACCCCAGGGAGAUGACAAUUUGACUAUUGUAGUGGAACAUUUGAAAGAGCUUAGGGGUGUUCUCGAAAGGGAACACCAGCCUGACAUCAACUGGAAUCCGUUAGGAUGGGUUCAGUCAGUGUUUGGUGCUUGGGCUGCGACCAUUUUCCACUGGUUCAUCUAUGGUCUAAUAAUACUGAUUGCUCUGUUGCUAAUUAUCAUUUGUGUGAAGAAAUUGUUUAAUAAAGUGGUUGAUGUUGUUCUUACUAUGCCCUUGCUUGCAAAUGAAGUAGGUGUAGAUGAGGAAUCUGAGAUUGAUGGACAACAAUCAGGUGAACACAGUGAAAUAUUCUCACUGGACAGUGUAGAUAGAGAGGGUUCACUGUAUAUGAAUGAUUUCCCUGACCCAUUCCCGAUUCCUGACUAUAUCUCUGAUAGUGGGGAACCCAAUUCUAAGCAUGAGGACUUAGAGGGAUGACUGUUCUGUAGGUUGUAAUGAUGCCUGUGUUUAGACAUGGGUUCUCUUGUAAUUGUGGGAGCAUUUAUAUGUUUUGUUAUUUUUAUUUUUACUCAACAAAUGUAUUAUUCUAUAUGUUUAAACAGGUGCAAGUCUGUAUUAUGGUAUAAACAUUGUAAACUCA